GGACGAGCAAACACUAGCACCAUGCACCACCAAUGCCGCAAGCUAACGCGCCGGAAUUUAUUUAUUCUACUAACGGUUGGCGUAGUCUACUUGCUGCUGGAUCACUUUUUCAACGGAGAUGACUACGGAGACAACAGAGAAAAGUUAGUUUUGAUUGAAGAAUCAAUCAAAUCGUUGGCGAAUCAGGGUGCCUGCAAAAUGCCUAGCCUGCCGGUGGAUUCACCGGAAAUGUUGAGCUUCCUCAAGGAUGAACCGCCGAUUGAAUGCGGUAGCGAACUGCAGGACUGGGUGGCCUGUGAGAAGGGCGUAUGCAACAUUAAACCGGAAGUGAUCAAAGAGAAGGGCAAGGUAACGUGUGACUAUGCUGACAUUUUGCGGCAGAGUGAUUUUAAGCUUUCGUUCGGGGAAACGACGCGCACCAGCGACAGCUACACGCUUCAAGGGAGCGAUUUUGUCCGAGCAAAGUGUUGGACCGAAAGUCGCACGGAGCGGUGGCAGGGACUGCUCAUCGGUAUCCGGCAGGACGCGACCCUCCGCACACGGUCCAGCUGGAACAAAGAAUUUGCCCUGAACGUCUUGAUGCUCGGGUUUGAUUCGCUCAGCCGAAACGCAUUCCAGCGCAAGCUGCCCAAGGCGUACAAGUACCUCACGAAAUACCUUGGGGCCGAUGUACUCCAGGGUUACAAUAUUGUUGGUGAUGGAACGCCGCAGGCGUUGAUACCGCUACUGACGGGCUUCACCGAAUUGGAACUGCCCGAUACACGGCGCCGCAUGAAAAAUACCGAGUACGUGAAUGUGUAUCCGUUGAUCUGGAAGGAGUAUGAAAAGUAUGGCUACGUGACGGCCUUUAAUGAGGACGUCCCAAACAUCGGAACGUUUUCCUACCGGCUCAAUGGAUUCGACGAGCAGCCGACGGAUCACUACAUGCGCACCUACUAUCUGGCAAUUGAGGCGUACCUUAGCUACUACAAACGAUUGUGCAUCGGGGCAAAACCGCGCCACAAGGUGAUGCUGGACUACACGCGCGAGUUCAUGACGAGCUACCGGCCCGGUACGCCUCGGUUCGUGUUCAGCUUCCACGGUGAGCUGUCGCACGAUUCGAUCAACCUGAUCGGUGUGGCCGACACCGAUCUCACCAAUUGGCUGGUGGAGCUGAAGCAAUCGGGUAUUCUAAAUAGCACCGUCUUGGUGCUCAUGUCCGACCACGGGAACCGAUUCGCUGAGGUGCGCAACACGCUGCAGGGAAAACAGGAAGAGCGUCUGCCAUUCUUCAGCUUCACUUUUCCCGAGUGGUUCAAGUCGCACUACCGGGAGCAGUACGAGAACUUUCGGCAAAAUCUGCACCACCUCGUAACGCCAUUCGAUGUCCACGAGACACUGCAGGACAUACUGACACUGCAAACGCUCAAAACGAAACAGAGACCGGCGGUGUCGCGUGCCACUUCGUUGUUCGAUGUUAUCCCGCAGAACCGCUCGUGUGCCGAUGCGCACAUUGAGCCGCACUGGUGUGCCUGCUUGAACUGGCAGACGAUCAACGAUACGGCGUCCUCGGAGGAAGUGUUUCGCUCAGCCAAAACCAUCGUGGACACGAUCAACACGCACACGGAGCGACACCGUGGUAUCUGCGCGCUGCUGACGCUCGACGAGAUCCGUUGGGCUGCGCGCUUGGAGCCACAUCGGGACCUGGUGCGCUUCAAGCAAAACCGGGACCGGGAUGGAUUUCUCGGGGACUUUUCCUCGGAUGCGAUCAGGGUUGCGCACGAUAUGUACCAGGUUAAGCUGGUCACUAACCCAAGCAAAGCGAUCUACGAAGCAAGCGUGCUGUAUGAUCGUCUCAACAAUCGUUUUCGCGUGAAACUGGGUGACAUCUCGCGCAUCAACAAGUACGGUGAGCAGGCCAACUGCAUCUACGAGCGUGAUCCGGAAAUGCGCAAGUUCUGCUACUGCACGACGGACGAUCACUGAAAUGUGAACGAUCGUAAGCCCCCAUCUCUUACUAGUAGAUGGUUAGUAUUUGCUGUAAAAUAGUAGAAGCAAGAAAGUGCGGAACUCAACUUGUUACUCAACUGCUGCCCUAUCGACUGACUGAGUAGAGAGUGUAUUAUGUUAGGGCACAGAUGGGGCGGCGUUUGCCCUUCCUGUGCAUAAUCGUCUAGUGAUAGUAACCGUCUAAGUGGUUGUACACAACACAACAGUACCACGAGUGUUUUUGAAAUAUUUAAAAUUUAUUGACCGUAGUGUGAAAGCAUACAACCGGCGCAGGCGACCGUCGAUUUGCGAUCAAGAAAAUCUUAUGCACACUACACAACCGCACGGCCAACCCUUACCUACGGACACCGAUCUCCAGGAGAGAUUCCUCCACAAGCAAUCUUAGUGCCAUGCGAGCCUCUGUUCGGCCAGACUCCAGAAACCAGAGGGUUUCCCGUUACGGUUAUUAAAUGCGUUAGGAAUCUCUCUUAAACUCCGUAUAUUUGUGCAUACGUGUGUGUGCGUGUGUGUGUGUGGUAGAAAGAAUCUCAAAAAUUAGAAAUAGAUAGGUAUCAUAAAACAAAAUAGUGCAAAAAUGGCACAACCAACUCCACUGCUUAGCGUCGGGCGGAAGGCUCAACUGCUGGCUAGGACGAUUACUUAAACCCGGCAUUUUCUAGGUCACACCUAACAGGGAGGAAUGAAUUUACGCAAAACGGCACAAACAGAAAGCAAUCGCACAAGUGAUCGAUGGGUUGGUGGUAGAAAACACGUUCCAUAGCUACCCGGUCAUUAUCACGGCAUUCAAUCAAAUUGAAUUGCCAUGAGUGGAAGAUUAGCGUUACUGAUUUUGUUUGAAAACGGAUUUGGUUCCUUUCCAUUUAGCCGAUGGGCAAGCACAGGCAAACACGUAUGAUCUGUUAAUUAUCCUCAGUUAGUACCUACGGCUUAAGUUAUCAGUUUCUCGGUUUAAGGUUUUCAGUUUUUUGCGCAUAAGAAAGCAUGACUUUACCAACACUAAAGCAUUAAAUGA
This is a messenger RNA of Anopheles bellator, 3001 nucleotides long. RefSeq lists its product as uncharacterized. The coding region runs from base 22 to 1965 and encodes 647 amino acids. NCBI's taxonomy places the organism in Eukaryota, Metazoa, Arthropoda, Insecta, Diptera, Culicidae. The record is from RefSeq and is a predicted model, not a curated record. The transcript is spliced from 4 exons.